AUGCUUCGCCUAAGAACUGCUAUAUUGAGACCACCCAUCUCCCUGCGCGCACCUUUACGGGCGUUCCGCGUCUCCGCCGCUGCACGGAACGCGGAAAACCUGAAACAAGCGGCGGCGGUGGAGGAAACGGAGGACGUGCGCGAGCUCGCGCGACUCCUCCGCACAGUCAAGCAACGCGCAGAUCCUGCAUCGAACUAUGUCGUGCCGAUGCGCGGUGCAAUCCCCUGGGCACAGGCUCUACUCGAGACGUCGUCUUCACCUUCGUCUGAAGGCCAUGAGACGCCUUCGCCGGAUGAUCUCCCUCCUAGAAGCAUGCACGACUCGUACACCGAAGUGCUCCUUCCUUUCGCCUCUGAUGCCGCGCUAUUCGAGCAGUACACCAAUGCGUCGGGCGGGAUUAGGACCGGGAAGCUACUGGAGCAUCUGGACUCUCUUGCAGGUAGCAUCAGCUACAAACACAUCCUCGGCCCAAAUGUCCAAACCCUAGGCCGUAUCGCCGAGCGCGGGUUCUACGUCGUAACAGCGGCCGUCGACAGACUCGACAUGCUUGCGCCACUCAAACCCGUACGCGAUCUCCGGCUCUCCGGACAUGUUAUCCAUGUGGGAAGCAGUAGUAUGGAGGUGGCGGUCAGGAUGGACGCGCUGGGGAAGAAUGGGGAGGAGACGUUGAUGCUGGGACGGUUCGCGAUGGUUGCGAGAGAUGCGUUCACGCAUAGGGCGCAUCCGGUUAAUAGACUUGUUGUAAAGACCGAGGAGGAACAGGCUCUCUAUCGCAUGGGCGAACUCAACAAGCAACGCCGUCAAUCCCAAGCGCGCCGUUCGCUCCGCCUCGUACCGCCUUCAAGCACUGAAGCUGAAGCGCUACACUCCUUCGAGCUUCAGCAUGCGCGUCAUGACUGGUCGACCCGCCCGCACACCCAGAAGCGGGUAUGGAUGGAGCAUACACGCGAGAGUCGGACGAUGCUUAUGUUCCCGCAAGAGCGCAACGUACACCAGAAGAUCUUCGGUGGCUAUCUUAUGCGGUUGGCGUAUGAGCUCGGCUUUACUACGUCGCGUCUGUUCACUCGUCGUCCCGUGAGCUUCUUGAGUCUUGACAAGAUCUCUUUCGCGAAGCCUGUCCCGAUCGGGAGUAUCCUGCGCUUGAAGAGCGAGAUCCUGUACACCGAGGACAACAUCGUGCACGUACGCGUCAAAGCAAUGGUCGUCGAAGUAGAAACGGGCGCCGAACAAAUGACGAACGACUUCCGCUUUACGUGGUCUGCUCAGCAGGACGCGUCGGAAGAAAAGGGCAUUCCGUUAGUGGUGCCCAAGACCUAUCGCGAGGCGAUGAAGUGGCUCGAGGGCCGCAGGGCGCUCGAGAUCAGCGCUAACAUCCGUCGGUUGAGGGCAGCUCCUUGA
This is a messenger RNA of Peniophora sp. CBMAI 1063, 1398 nucleotides long. Lineage: Eukaryota; Fungi; Basidiomycota; Agaricomycetes; Russulales; Peniophoraceae. The record is from the annotation of a GenBank genome assembly.